Coffea arabica (coffee) is the source of this 2125-nucleotide messenger RNA. RefSeq lists its product as uncharacterized. Gene Ontology annotation, molecular function: protein binding; protein kinase activity; ATP binding. The record is from RefSeq and is a predicted model, not a curated record. Lineage: Eukaryota; Viridiplantae; Streptophyta; Magnoliopsida; Gentianales; Rubiaceae. Gene Ontology annotation, biological process: protein phosphorylation.
UUGCUCGAAUCCCUCAAUGGGAGGAUUUCUUCCAAAAGAAAUAGGAAAUUUGAAGAGUUUAGUUGAAUUAGACUUGAGUAACAACAGAUUUUCUGGCAACAUUCCUCAAACUCUUGGACAAUUGUCCAACCUCGACUUCCUUGACCUCAGCAAUAAUCACUUCAAUGGGACAAUUCCUUCGGCUCUUUUUAAUUUGACAAAUCUUUCCCGACUAGAUAUUCACUCAAAUCCCUCAAUGGGAGGAUUUCUCCCAGAAGAAAUAGGAAAUUUGAAGAGUUUAGUUGAAUUAGACUUCAGUGACCUUAAUCUUUCAGGUGCCCUUCCUUCAGCUCUUUGCGGUCUAACCAAACUAGUAUCUCUUUCAGGUGCUAAGAAUCAAAUAUAUGGUUCCAUUCCCUCUGAAAUAGGAAAUUUGAAAAUUUUGAAAUAUCUCGAUCUUGGGUCCAACCGGCUGACUGGUCAAAUCCCUUCGAACCUUAGCAAUCUGCCGUUUCUACAAAUUCUAGAUCUUUCCUCAAACCAACUUACAGGCCCAAUUCCUACCCAAUUUGGCGAUGACAUUCUUAAAUCCGAGUGGUACCUUUGGACUUUGGAUCUUUCCCACAAUAUUCUCUCUGGCACUGUCCCCUCAUCUCUUCUGCGACUGGGCAACGUCGACCUGUCCUAUAAUACUUUGGAAGGUGAACUUCCGUGCGAGCUUGUCAUUGAGUUUGGUUUAGAAAGAUUUGCCGGCAAUCCAGGCUUGCGUCACGAUUCCACUCUUUGUGGCGCAUCUCCUUCUGUUGUGGGAAACCAUAGACAUCACACCCCAUACUACAUCAUAGGUCUUGGCGUAUCCUUGGGGGCGUUCUCAUUAAUUGGCGGAUUAGCAAUUUAUAUCUUCUGCAAAACCAAAGUCAAGAAAGUGGAAGUUGAGCUGAUAGACAAUAAACACGGAGACAUGUUUAGAAUUUGGAACUAUGAUGGAAAUAUGGCUUAUGAAGACAUAAUUAAAGCAACCAAUGAUUUUGAUGUCAGUUAUUGCAUCGGGACAGGGGGUUAUGGCAGCGUGUACAGAGCUCAGUUGCCAAGUGGGAAACUAGUGGCUUUGAAAAAGCUUCACCGUUUGGAAGGCGAGAAUCUGAAUUUUGACAAGAGCUUUAGGAAUGAAGCCAACAUGCUAUCUAAAAUCAGGCACAGGAACAUUGUAAAGCUCUUUGGAUUCUGUCUGCACCAGCGAUGCAUGUUUCUGAUUUAUGAGUACAUGGACAGAGGAAGCUUGUUUUGUAUCUUGAGAGAUGAAAGUGAAGCUGUGGAGCUGGAUUGGGUUAAAAGAGUGAAUUUGAUCAAGGGCAUUGCCGGUGCAUUGUCCUACUUGCAUCAUGAUUGUGAUCCGCCAAUCAUUCACAGGGAUGUAUCAAGCAACAACAUUCUUUUGAAUUCACAGCUUGAAGCAACUCUUUCUGACUUUGGAACUGCGAGGAUUUUGGAACUUGAUUCAUCGAAUCAAACAGUCAUUGCAGGCACCUUUGGCUACAUGGCACCAGAGCUAGCCUAUACCAUGGUGGUCACCGAAAAGUCUGAUGCGUAUAGCUUUGGCGUUGUGGUGCUGGAAACGCUGUUUGGAAAGCAUCCACAAGAUUUCCUUUCCUCCUUUUCAUCACAACCCAAUGAACCAACAAUGCUGAAGGAUCUUCUUGAUGCCCGUCUGCCCCCUCCGACUAACCCUUUGGUGGUUCGUAAUGUGGUUUUCGCAACAGCGUUAGCCCUGGAUUGCAUCAACGCAAACCCGAAAUGUCGACCAACAAUGCAGCAAGUGGUGAACCGAUUUGAAGUGGGCAGGCGAGAAUCAACUAGGCCUUUGCACACCAUUGCUGUGAAUCAGCUUGUUAGUCCAGUAUUUUCACUGCGUGACCAAAACCACACAGAUGGACAAGUGGUUUAAGCACUACAAAUGAAUUCCAAGUGGAUAUCUCUGCCGUCAUCCAAUUUUUCUGUCCAUGUUUUUACCUAAACAACUUUGACAUCUGGUAGGAAACAGAAUAAGAUCGUGCUUUGCAAAAUAGAAACUUGACCAACCACUUAGAUUGCUACAUACUACCAUUUAGUGUGCUAAUGAAAAUAAAGGGUACUAAUUAAUGAACAA